Messenger RNA from Didymella exigua CBS 183.55, 1760 nucleotides. Its product is annotated as N-carbamoyl-L-amino acid hydrolase. NCBI's taxonomy places the organism in Eukaryota, Fungi, Ascomycota, Dothideomycetes, Pleosporales, Didymellaceae. The transcript is spliced from 2 exons. Bases 39 to 1544 code for a protein of 501 amino acids. Gene Ontology annotation, molecular function: hydrolase activity, acting on carbon-nitrogen (but not peptide) bonds, in linear amidines. The record is from RefSeq and is a predicted model, not a curated record.
GCCAUGUCUCUUUCUUCACACUUUUCAAGACUUUCGCAAUGGCUUUGUCUGCGAUUAGACAGCCUGCGCUUCGAAUCGCGAGCAGACAAUACCCCGCAUUAUUGAAAGGUAGCACCACUUUCAGAGCUACCUUCUCGACGUCGCCGAGAUGGCAGAUACACACCAAGGAGAUGACUGAACAGCACUUCAAGGAUCUGAAAGUAAACCAGCAACGUUUGAUGGAAGACAUUCACCACACUUGCAAAUGGGGAACGGGUGAACGAUGGGGCGAGGCGCCUACGGAAACUGGAAUGUCUCGUCUUGCCCUGUCAGAUAGUGAUAAGCAAGCAAGAGAUUGGUUCGUGGAGACGACGCAGGCUUUGGGCUGCAAGACUACAGUCGAUGAGAUGGGUAACAUCUUCGCAGUCCGACCAGGUUUGAAGAAUGAUAAGCCACCCACAUAUGUUGGAAGCCACUUGGACACGCAGCCGACAGGUGGUCGGUAUGACGGUAUCCUUGGUGUUACGGCUGGUGUAGAGAUGCUGAAGGUUCUGACUGAUAACUGGGUCGAGACUGAGUAUCCUGUCGGUGUGGUGAACUGGACGAACGAAGAAGGUGCGCGCUUCCCAAUGUCUAUGGUGUCCUCUGGUGUGUGGGCUGGCUCCAUACCUCUCGAGAAGGCACACAACCUUCGCGAAGUACACCCAGGGACCGCGACCCAGAAAUCCGAGCUUGAGCGUAUUGGCUACCUUGGAACGACACCAGCAAGCUAUGAGGCCAUGCCCAUGGCCGCACACUUUGAGCUUCACAUCGAGCAAGGCCCGCUCCUCGAAAUGGCCAACAAGAAGAUUGGUGUUGUGACAGGCGUACAAGCCUACAAGUGGCUCACCGUCCACGUCAAAGGCCGCGACACCCACACCGGCACCACCGACCUGAAGUCGCGCGCAGACGCCCUCCUCGCCGCCUCGAAAAUGAUCCUCCACUCGCACAAACUCGCCACCACCCACAGCGCCCUUGCCUCAACCGGCAUCCUCAACCUGAAGCCCGGCUCUACCAACACAGUCCCCGGCUCCGUAACCUUCAGCCUCGACAUCCGGGCCAAGAAAGACGCGACUGUCGCUGAACUAAAAGCCCUCCUCGAGCGCGACUUCCCCCGAAUUGUGGCAGGCGAAGAUGUAGACGGUAUCAACUAUGGGUGCACACGCGGCCUCCCGCUCUCCGUUACGAUCACAGAGGACUUCGACUCGCCGGCCACAACGUUCCAUUCUGACUGCAUCGACGCGGUGCGGAAGUCCGCGUACUCUGUUCUGGGCCCUGAUAGUCACAACUUGGUUUUGGAGAUGACGAGCGGUGCCGGGCAUGAUAGUGUGUAUGCGAGUAAGCGGUGCCCGACGAGUAUGAUUUUUGUCCCGUGUAGGGAGGGUGUGAGCCAUAAUCCGAGGGAGUUUUGUGAGGAGGUGGAUUGUGCGAUUGGUGCGCAGGUGUUGCUGGAGAGUGUUGUGCGGUUCGAUAGGAUGAGGGAUGAGAGGAGAGUUACGUGGAAACAGGAGCCUUAUACGCUUUGAUCGUUGUGUAAAUGUAUCGAGCCUGUCAUAACAAUUGUGUCUUUGUAGUUCGUUGCGCUUGUAGCUUUGUAUUGCCCGCUGUACUCGCCCUUUUCGGUUUCACCAACGCCGAGUCGUUGGGUCGCAGGUUCUUUACUGCCACGAAUAGAAUGGCUACAUGGGCGCCGGCCCACCAUGCACUAAGCUCGUAGACCAAUUCUGCAAAUUAUAUGGAGC